Messenger RNA from Mirounga angustirostris (Northern elephant seal), 3973 nucleotides. RefSeq names its product FA complementation group B (gene FANCB). Gene Ontology annotation, biological process: negative regulation of double-strand break repair via homologous recombination; interstrand cross-link repair; replication-born double-strand break repair via sister chromatid exchange. The coding region runs from base 253 to 2844 and encodes 863 amino acids. Gene Ontology annotation, cellular component: Fanconi anaemia nuclear complex. The record is from RefSeq and is a predicted model, not a curated record. NCBI's taxonomy places the organism in Eukaryota, Metazoa, Chordata, Mammalia, Carnivora, Phocidae. The transcript has 9 exons.
ACCGUCUCCUAGCAGGCUCGGCCGGCUCGGCAGGCUCCGCCUCCUCUGCUUUCGACGCAGCCUCCGGCCCAGAUCUCCCAGGAUGCAGCGCGCGGGCGGGAGGUUUGGAGCGCAGGGACGUUGCGCCCGCGUACGGAGUCGGGAACCUGGCGGCUAUAGGACGCAGGGCCUCGCGCGGAGAGGUUUAAAAGCAUCAGCUGGAAUCAAUUUGCAUUCGAAAACUGGACUGACACAAAGACUUGAUAUUGUGGAAUGACUAGCAAACAAGCAAUGUCAUCUAAUGAACAAGAAAUGCUCUUGUGUUAUAAUGGGGAAGUCCUUAUUUUUCGAUUGUCUAAGGGAGAUUUUGCAGGUAAAGGGCCUGCAAAAAUACCUGUGUUACAUGUCAGAAGAAUGGUAUUUGACAGAAAUACAAGAGCAUUUGUUCAGAAGUCCACUGGAUUCUUUAUGCUAAAGGAAGAAAACUCUCAUUUAAAAAUUAUGUGUUGCAUCUGUGUGUCAGAUUUCAGAACUGGAAUUAAUCUCCCUUGUAUUAUGAUACAGUGCAGUAAAAAGAAUAACAUCUUCAGAUAUUUUCUUCUAUUUCUUCACAGUACCAAUAAAUUUGAAAAGCGUUUGAGCUUUAGACUAAGCCAUGAGUUGAAGGAUGGUAUAAGGGUCUUGAAUGGCCCUUCAGUUUUAUGGAGACAUGUCAAAACAUUCUACUGUAUCUCUUCUCAAACUGGCAAAGUUGUUACUGUGUCUUUUAAUUUUUCCUCUGUUGAGUGGGCAGGGGAGGUUGAAAAUCUAGGUAUGGUUUUAUUAGGACCAAAGACAUCUUUUUUAUAUGAAGAAGGAUGCACUCAAAAACUUUCAAAAUCAGAUUAUGCAAUUUGGGAUACCAAAUUUUGUGUAUACUCCCUUGAAAAUGAAGAACUAAUAAGUGAGGCUUACAUUAUCCCUCCUGCUUAUAGCAGUGUAGUAACUUAUGUGCAUGUCUGUGCAAUGGAGAUGGUCAACGAUCAGUUAAGAAUGUCUCUGAUUGCCCUUACUCGAAAGAAUCAGCUGAUUUCAUUUCAAAAUGGGACUCCUAAAAGUGUGUGCCAGCUUCCAUUUGGAGAUCCUUGUGCAGUUCAACUUAUGGAUUCAGACAGAGGAGACCUUUUCGUCGUAUCCUUUAGGUCCAGUGAUGCUUGUGCCGUUUGGAAAAAAAACUUUCAGGUUGCUGCCAAGUGGGAAAAAAUUAGCUCAGUACUGAUAGAUGACUUUAUAGGAACUGGAAGUGAACAAGUACUGCUAGUUUUUCAGGAGUCCUUGAAUUCAGAUUGCCUGAGUUCAUUUACAAUAACAGAUCUUGGCUACAUAAACUAUUCAAGUGAAACAUUGGAUUGCAGUGAAGAGGACUUAUUUGAAGACAAAGAUCAGAAUCGUUAUUUGAUGGUUCCACCCCUGGAAAGAGGAUUGAAAGUUGGUUUGGCUUCUAUUCAGGAAUUGCAGCAGCAUCUCUUGCUUAAGAAAAAAAUUAUUUCAAAAUCUUACAAAACUUUAAUAAACCUGGUUCAAGGGAAAGAUGAUAGUACGUCAAGUGCAGAGAAGGCACAUCUUUUUACUCUUUGUGGUAAAGAAGAAAAUCCUGUCUGUACCUUUGAUGAAAGGAUACCAGACAGUUUUCAAGAUUCAGAACAGCUAGUAAAGAAGAUAUGGUAUCAUGUAAUAGAUGACAGCUUGGUUGUUGGAGUGACAACCACAUCUUCUUUGAAGCUGUCCCUGAAUCAUGUGACUUUAUCACUGUUAAUGGAUCAAGCUCAUAGCUCCAGCCGUCGGCUUAUUAAGUGUCAAAAUAGGGUUAUCAAGUUGACUAGGGAUUUUUUCCCAGCACCAUGCUCAGUGCCAUGUGAAAUAGGAUCAGAGGCAAAAAGGAUCAAGUUGGCUGUUGACAGUGAGGAAGAGGGAGAGGAAGAGGAAAAGGAAGACGAAAGCUUUUUUUGUGAACAGUCAUCUGAGAAAGAGUGUGUACAGGUCAUCACUGCUGUAACAUCUCUUUCACCACUUCUAGCAUUCCGUAAUUUUUGUUGCACUGUGCUGCUACAAAUUAGGGAGAGGGGAAAUGGUAACUCAGAAGGUCAUUAUACUCAGUGCGGCAGCCUUUUUUUAAGUCUAGAAGACCUUUCAAGUAGGCAAUACCUGCUGGUAUUUCCAAAGAAGACACCUAUAGAACACAUGGAGGAUCUGUUUGCACUUCUCACAGUGUUUAACAAAACUUGUUUUCAAAUCACAUCACCCAGCUAUUCUCUGACUUUAAUGAAGACAUGGCUCCUAGAACACAUGAAGUGUGAAGAAAUCAGAGAAUUUCCCGAAAUUUGCUUUUGCAAAAUGCCAGGAAGUUUCUAUGGGACACUCUUCAAGUGGAAACAAAAAACACCAUUUGAAGGGAUUUUAAUAGUCUAUUCCAGGAAUCAAACAGUUUUGUUCCAGUGCCUUCAUAAUCUCAUCAGAGCUCUCCCUAUAAACUGUUUCUUCAAAAAUCUAAAAUUCGGAAGUGUCGAUUCCCUAAUUAAUCAUUUGGCGUUAACUUUGGAGAAGGAACUGGUUAUCCUUGGUUCUCUUUCUUCUGCCUUAGUUAAGGUUGAAAACAACUUGGUGCAAAGUUGUGAAGCAAGCAAAGAAAAGAGUAGUGGUGUGGUGGCUUUAUCAGACAGAGAGGAAAACAUCCAGUCCUACAGAAAAGAACUUCAGAGAGAAAAGAAGCAAAUAUUGGGGACGGACCUAAAAGUGAGUGGUGCUCUUUAUAGAGAAAUGACUUUGAAAUUAGCUGAGGUUCAGCUGAGAUCAGACCUUGCUGCCCAGAAACUGGCUGGUUUAUAAUUAUAAUCUUAAUUUGAUUUAUUUUAACAUAUGUUUUCUCUGCCAGGACAAUUUGGUUCCAGAUUUGUUUUCAUUUUACAUUAUAUGCUUCCUUUGCAAAAAUAAAGAUUGAGGCUUGUAGAAUUGUAGGUAUUGAUGCACAAAAUAGCAUGCCUUAGCGCAGCAGUUCUCAACCCGGGGCCAUUUUGCUUCCUUCUGCCCCCACUCCCCACCCAGGGGCAUUUGGCGGUGUCUGGAGACAUUUUUUGGGGGGUUGUGAGAAGUAAUUGGGGUUGGGGAGGGUGAGGUUGGGGUGCUAUUUGCAUCUAGUGGGUGGAGACCAGGGAUGCUGCUAAACAUUCUACUGUGCACAGGACAGCUCCCACAGCAAAGAAUGAUCCUGCCCAAAAUGUCAGUAAUGCCAAGGUUGAGAAAUCCUGCCUUAGAGUUACCACUUAAGUGAAGGCAGAAGUGAUCUAACAGUAUUUUGGUCUAAAUCUUCAAAAAACUUAAAUAGUCCUUUUAUUGUAUCCUGUUUAGUAAAACCUAGCAUAUAAAAAUUAGCUUCAAACAGAUAAGGUUAUUAGGAUUCACAAGUUUCUGUAAACAUCAAGCUCCUGUGGAAAUUGAAAUCGUGGAGUGUCUGGGUGAGACCAUUAAAAUGAAAAUCUUUGAACCCCUUGUUAAUUUAAAUUUUAUUAGAGAGCUUCUCUGAAAUUGUGUAAGUCUAUAGGAAUAUGAAAAUUUUAGGGCGUUUCUCUGAAAAGCCUAUUUCUUUCAAAAAGCUAAGCAUACCGCAUAGGCCACUAUUUGAAAAAAAUUGAAAAUGCCUUUAAGCCAUUUGUAAUUCCAACUCUGGGCAAAGCUAAAAUAUAGAAUUCUAACUAAAGUAACUUAAAGAAUAUGAUGCUCCUUAGGGACUGAGAAAUUUAAAAAUAAGUGGAAAUUCACUUAACAGUUAAAAAGUGAUUUUUAGGGGCGCCUGGGUGGCUCAGUCGUUAAGUGUCUGCCUUCGGCUCAGGUCAUGAUCCCAGCGUCCUGGGAUCGAGCCCUGCAUUGGGCUCCCUGCUCCGUGGGAAGCCUGCUUCUCCCUCUCCCACUCCCCCUGCUUGUGUUCCCUUUCUCGCUGUGUCUCUCUCUGUCAAAUAAA